This is a messenger RNA of Arctia plantaginis, 618 nucleotides long. The record is from the annotation of a GenBank genome assembly. Lineage: Eukaryota; Metazoa; Arthropoda; Insecta; Lepidoptera; Erebidae.
AUGUUUGUGUCUGGAUGGGAUGACGAUGAUGAAGGUGUUAAUUCUGCAUCGGAUCCAAAAGCUAAUCCUAUUGAUCAUGUAUUGUGGGCAGCAGAGAAUGGUAAACUUGAAACUUUAAAGGAACUAUUACAGAAACAACCUGGUCUAAUACAUGCUCAAGAUUCAGAUGGAUACACACCUCUUCAUCGAGCAGCAUAUAGUAAUCAUGUGGAGAUAAUAUCAUACUUGAUCAGUGUUGGAGCCAAAAUACAUGCAAAAACUCAAUUGGGAUGGACACCAUUACAUUCUGCUUGCAAUUGGAAUAAUUAUAUAGCUGCUGCUAGAUUAUUGGCUGCCGGUGCAAAUCCUGCAGCUGUAUCUGAUGGGGAACAAACUCCCAUGCAUUUAGCAGCAGCAAUAAGUCAUUGUAAAUCAACUUUGCUGAUUCUGUUCUUGAGAGAUGAUACUGUGGAUCUAGCAAAUAAGCUUAAUAAUUCAAAUGAAUCACCAGCAAUGUUGGCUCAAGGUCAUGGCAUAUAUGGACCUCUUUUUGAAAUGUUAUGUCCUUCAGUAUCUUAUAUAAAAUCCUUAGCAUUUACUUGUAAUCCUUAUGUAAGGUAUGGUGUUAAUAAUAAUUAA